GACGUUGCCUCAGCAAUGAUCAAGUCAUCAUGCAAACACAGGGUUUGGGUUCUCUGUCUUCUGCUUCGCUGCUGCAGCGGUGACUCUGAGCUGAUCGGUUCCUCUCAGCCAAUAGUAGCUCGAGUUGGUGAUGACGUCACGUUACCGUGUCACCUUGAACCUGCCCUGGAUGUUGAUACGAUGGCGUUGGAGUGGACGAGGCCUGACCUGAACAGUUUUGUGUAUGUGUGGCGAUCUGGUCAGGAGUUGGUCAACGACAUCCAUCCAUCGUACAGAGGCAGAACAUCCAUGUUCUCUGAUCAGCUGAAGGAGGGAAACAUUUCCCUGAAGCUCUCUGAGGUAGAACUGUCUGACAGAGGAACCUACAGGUGCUUCAUUCCUAAACUCAGCAAACAGGCACUGGUUACGCUCAUUGUUGCACCAGAUGCUGUUUCCUCCCCCGUCAUCAGUUUAUCAGGACUCGACAGAGACAGAGGUGGAGUGGUGCUGGAGUGUAGGAGUGGAGGCUGGUUCCCAGAGCCUGAGCUGCUGUGGCUGGACGCUGAGGGAAAGCUCCUCUCUGCUGGACCUACAGAGACAGUCAGAGGUUCUGAUGACCUCUAUACUGUCAGCAGCAGAGUGACUGUGGACAAGAGACACAGCAGCAGAUACACAUGCAGAGUCCAGCAGACCUCCAUCAACCACAAAACAGAGGCUCACAUUGAAGUUACAGAUGAUUUCUAUAAGGUCCAGUUCACCACUUCCUCAGUAGCUUUGUCUGUUGCUUUGGUUGUUUGCAUCAUAUUGGUUGCUGUGUUGAGCUUUUUGAUGUGGAAACAAAGAAACAGAAUCAGGUCCAAGAGAAGUCACAAUAGAGAAAAUGGCCAAAGACAAAGAUCUACAGAACUAGAGGAAAUGCUGAGAAAAGAUGAAAGAGAUUCAAGGAGAGAAGCAAAUGUUACACAACUCCAGGAUGAAAAGGAGGACCAACUGAAGGAAGAGUUGGAGAAGGAGAAAAAGGAGUUGGGGGAAGAAAAGUGGAACAUGGAGGAAAAGAAGAGGAAAUUGGAGGAAGAAAAGAAAACGGAGGAAGAAAAGAUGGAGGAUAAAAAAAACAUGGAGGAAGAAGAAAAGAAGAUAGAAGAAGGAAAGAGGAAGAUGGAAGAAGAGAAGAGGACAAUGGAAGAGGAAAAGAAGAAGAUGGAGGACAAAAAAAAGGAGAUGGAGGAAGAGGAGAAGAAGAUAGAAGAAGGAAAGAGGAAGAUGGAAGAAGAGAAGAGAACAAUGGAAGAGGAAAAGAAGAAGAUGGAGUACAAAAAAAAGGAGAUGGAGGAAGAAGGGAAGAAAAUGGAGAAUACAAAAAAGAAGAUGGAAGAAGAAAAGAAGAUGAUGGAUGAUAAAAAAGAGAAGAUGGAGGAAGAGGAGAACAAGAUAGAAGAAGGAAAGAGGAAGAUGGAAGAAGAGAAAAAGGUGAUAAAGAAAGAAAAGAAGAUGAUGGAGGAAGAGAAGAGGAAGAUGAAGGAAAGUCUCAAAAAGCAGACAGUGGACACCAAUGUACACAAUCACAUAAGCAGCUCUAACAUUAAAUUCAUUUCUGUGGACAUCAACAAUUCUGAUGAUUCUAUCUUCCUCAGAAACAAUUCCAACAAGGAAAUAUCUCUGGAAGGCUGUAAGCUAAAAAUAGAGAUCAAUAAUGAUGGGCCAGUCUUUCACACAUUUCAGGACACAUUCAUUCUCAAGCAUGGAGAAUCUCCCCCGAUUCACCUAAAAGAAAAGCUGAAACCUGCAGAUAAACUGCAGGUCCACCUAAUCAACACAGAAGAGUUCCUAGUCAGCACUUUUAAGUAAAAAAUGAAAUUUAACUCUUUUUUGUCCUGUCCAGCAGUGCAACAAGCAGCAUGUAAUACUACCUAGGAGCACAACCAAUGCCACGCUCGCUUCUCUGUCACAAUUGCACAUUCUCUCACUCAAGCAUGCUCAUGCUUGGCCUUUUCUCCUGCUUAAAGAAAAAACACACAUAUGGUUUCUGGGACAGGGAUAUUAAGGACCAUGGAUACAUUUUUGGGUGACACAGCCUUAAAUUAAACACUCUCCUCUUCGUUAUCAGUUACCCUAGAAUGUUUCAUAAAUCACUCGCAAAGCUAGAUUUCAACUAGCACAGGGAGAUCCAUGUUCUCACACGAUGACAAACCGUGUGAUAAACGGUGAUAAACCAGCUCCAGCCUCCUGCGGAGCCUAUCCCAGCUGUCUUUGGGCGAUAGGUGGGGUACACGCUGCACAGGUCACCAGUCCAGGGAAUCGAACACAGAACCUUCUCGCUGUGAGGAACUGCACCACCGUGCCGCCCGCACAGGGAGGUGGCAGUCAUAAACUUGAAAUGCAAACUCAUCAAGGAAAGAGAAGACUUUAUUUGGACUCAAAGUUCUGAUUCAGAUGUACCGGAGCCUUCAAUUGUCAUGAAACUGAUGCCAUUGUAUUCAGUGGACAAUGUACUUUGAUUUGAUGUGACUUUGAAAUCUAGGCGAUGAUUUGUCAUGAGGUUACAGGUUUCCAGAAUUAUCUCAGGCAGAUGAGCAACAGGUGUUUCACACACACACACACACACACACACACACACACACACACACACACACACACACACACACACACACACACACACACACACACACACCAGGUGGGAUCCAUAGACAUACUGUAAUGGUGUUAUGAUUAAAGGUAACUCCACAACACCAAAAUCAUUUGAUUACUAAAACCCAGACAUGACUUAAGUAUUAAUUGUUAUUUAGUAAUUGUUAUUUAUGUAUAUUUUCCCUAUUUGGUUAGUUAGUGAUGAGACAAAGUAUCCUGCAAUAUUUUUUUAAUUGUAUCAGCAUGUAAUCAGUACAUGUAAGACUUUAAUAAUUGCCUUUGAGUUUCACUGUUAAUGCUUUUUUAGUCAUCAUAUUAAUUGGAAUGAAUGAUUAUUUGUUGUGUUGUGCCAUAAUGAAACUUUGAGCCUGAUUGAAAGAAAAAAAAGAUAGUUUAGUCCCAAUUUAAGAUUAAUGGAUAGAUUGAUGUUUUUUUAUUUUUUUAUUUUGAGAUGAAGGUUGGAACUUCUUCCUCAAGGUCUUGCCACUGGCUGCACUCAUCCUCUCUUUAGUUCAGUGAGGGCCCCUAGUUAUUGAAUAAGUGUAAAAAUGUAUCUUCAAAUCAAAUUCCAUCUUCCCCUGAACUGAAUCUGUCUCCACUGAUCCUAAUCCUGACCAUGACGGUGCCUUUUUAUCACUCAGACACUUAUAAACCGCCUCUGUUAACUCAGUUUUUAUGAUGUAGCACAUUGCUUUAAAAUCUGUUAAGAAACACAUUCAUUAUGUUGAAUUUCAACCUUUUCUACCAGUUAAACAAAAAACAAGCUGAAGUGUUCUUCUCCACAAUGUGAAUGACAUGAUGGAAAUGAAUCUACAGAUGAUGGUGGAAAACCAAGAAACCAACAACGAUAAGGUACAUCCUUCUGUCCUACCUUCAGCUAAUUCUGUGUAACUUUCUACUAAAAUUGUCAUUGUACAACAUAUGAUCACCUGCGCCGCAGGAGACGCGCUCGCUCAGGUGAGCUGCUGCGUCUCCGCCGGCGCAGAUUACGCACUGCGCUGCCCGCGAUAUUCCUCUCCAACGUGCGCUCACUUUGCAAUAAAACGGACAAACUAACCGUGCUGCUCAACAAAAAGAGACUUUUCCACAUCCUGUGUUUUACGGAGACGUGGCUGUAUGGCAGGCCCCAAUCGUCACAAGAACGGCGUUUCCAAAACGCGUCUUGUCAGUUUGUGAUACGUCUGAACAAAACAAGACGCGUCUCGUGACGCA
Molecule: messenger RNA, 3819 nt
Organism: Betta splendens (Siamese fighting fish)
Lineage: Eukaryota; Metazoa; Chordata; Actinopteri; Anabantiformes; Osphronemidae
Product: butyrophilin subfamily 3 member A2-like
Source: RefSeq, a predicted model, not a curated record